AUGUCGUCGUCUUCCAUCAACAUUGCGGCAGCGCUCAUGGCUGUCUCCGCCUUGCCAUUGGCUAGUAAGGCCGGAGAAAUCGCCGAUUCUUUGACCAGUUUCUUUUUCGGAUUGGAGUUGGCAGAGCAACUUGGUUUGUUGGGCAUUCUCUUUUCCAUUGUCUUUUUGAUUUCCUCUUUGGUUGGAAGCGGCACUUCCUACGUUCCAGAUGAUGUUGGUUCAACCAUUAACUACCCGAUUGCUGAUAUUGAGAAGGCUUCCAACGAAAAGGAACGCUUCAAGGCAGUCUACCCCAUGCUUCGUGAUCAAAUGAUGGAGCACAUGAACACCCACAAGCUCCCAGGGGAAUCUGUCGAAUGGGUUCGUGAAAUGAUGGACUACACCGUUCCUGGUGGAAAGCUGAACCGUGGUACUACUGUUGUCUCUGUUUACGAGUUGUUGAACAAGACUACCGAUUCUACCGAGAUUGCCAAGGCUGCUGUUUUAGGAUGGGCGGUCGAGUUCCUUCAAGCCUUUUUCUUGGUGGCUGAUGAUGUUAUGGAUGAAUCCCCAACUCGCCGCGGACAACCUUGCUGGUAUCAGCUCAAGAAGGUUGGAUUGAUUGCCAUUAACGAUUCCUUCAUUUUGGAAUCCUUUGUUUUUACCAUUAUCAAGAAGCAUUUCGGAACCUCUGCCUACUACCAACAACUUGUAGAUUUGUUUUUGAAGAUUACACAAAACACUGAGUUUGGUCAAUUGUUGGACCUGACCAGUCAAACACCAGGGGUUGUUGAUUUGACUCGUUUCACUUUGGAGCGAUACCAAAUGAUUGUCAAGUACAAGACUGCGUUCUACACCUUUUACCUACCCGUUGCGAUUGGUAUGAUCACUGCUGGAGUCAAGGACAAUAGCGCAUUCGAUUUGGCUGAGAAAAUUUGCCUCAAGAUGGGUGAAUACUUCCAAAUUCAAGAUGAUUACCUUGAUUGCUUUGGAGAUCCAAAGGUCAUUGGAAAGGUUGGAACUGAUAUCCAGGACAACAAGUGCAGCUGGUUAGUUGUCCAAGCCCUCGAUCGCUGUUCCCAAGACCAACGCAAGAUCUUGGAACAAAACUAUGGUCAAUGGGAUGACAAAAAGGUUGCAAAAGUCAAGGCACUAUACAACGACUUGGAGUUGCCCAAGGUCUUUUCCGACUAUGAAGAAGCUAGCUACGCAAUCAUCCAGACUGAUCUACAAAAGGUGGACUGCAUGCCAAAGGAAUGUUUUGAGAUCUUGUUGAAGAAGAUCUACAAGCGAUCGAAAUAA
This is a messenger RNA of Cylindrotheca closterium, 1281 nucleotides long. The record is from the annotation of a GenBank genome assembly. NCBI's taxonomy places the organism in Eukaryota, Bacillariophyta, Bacillariophyceae, Bacillariales, Bacillariaceae.